This is a messenger RNA of Menidia menidia (Atlantic silverside), 4647 nucleotides long. Lineage: Eukaryota; Metazoa; Chordata; Actinopteri; Atheriniformes; Atherinopsidae. The record is from the annotation of a GenBank genome assembly.
UUCCACCCCCAUCACCCCCCACCCCCUCCUUCAUAUGUGUCUCACCGCUCGGCAGACCGUGAUGGAGGAAUUGAGCUAGACAAUCUGUCAGUUAAAGCGACUGCAUGGAUGUAUACACAGUGGUAAGAACGUAUUCCAGCACAGUGCAUCAAGAAAGCCGUUCCCAGAGAAGACAUUCAUCAACCGUCCUCCCCUCGCCAUUCCAAAGUGCUCCGAUUGACACUUGUGACACUUCUGGCACUUGAGUCUUCUCUUGCCCGUCAGGGUCAACAAGCUCUUGGCUGCCUUAUUUUCAGCAUGUGACUCUGCAAUUUCCAUACGAACUGUUCUCUUAAGCCAGACUUAAUUAUUCUACAACAUAAUUGCCUUUUUUUAUAACAAAGCAGCAAGCAUUAAAUCAGGUCUCAAGCUGAAAUACGUUUAUCAGCUUUAAUUUUUUUGUGCGUUUUUUUUGCUUUUUUUCGGGGGAGCAGGGAUUUAUGGAUCCAUCAUUGAGGACGUCUGAGUAAAGUUGGUGGAAAAACAUUUUCAGUAAUAAAGAGAAAGAAGAUUCCAUUACCAACCCCCCCCCUCAACCUUCAGGAAUGAGUUCGGUGUUUCUAUCACCAACGCUGAAGACUGGAAAGAGAACCAGUUCCCCAGCCAAGACAAACAGCUGACUAAAAGAUUCCUUGGAGUCUUAUGCCAUUUGUGAUUAAACAUUAUUAACCUGUCUAUAAAGUUAACUAUUUGAUUAAUCCCAAGGAGUUCUCUACUUCAUUUUCAUCAUGUUGGAAAAGCGAGGUGGAACAGCACCCCAAGCUGCAGGAGGCAUCGCCCAUUUGAGUUUGUUGUGAUGCCAUAAUGAGCAGUGCCACUGGACUCUGAGUACUGAACACAGAGAUCAGGCAGAGCUGGGAGCCGUGUGUCAACCCACCUGCCAAAUACCCAAGUACUUUCUUUUUUUUUUUCAAUUCUCCAUGCCUGCAUGCGGCGCAGAGAUGCCCUAUAAAACUGCCAGCUGUUGUUGAGAAGGAGGCCGAAGAGGAGAACGGGAGGACAGGAAAUGUCCGAGUGCUUGACAGAAUGCAAGGCGCUGGUGACUCCGUCCACGCGCAACGGUCACCGCGUCUUCAGCUACACGCUGAAGAGCCACACAUCGGCCGCCUUCGCCAUCAUGAACGAGCUGCGCCUGGAGCGGCAGCUGUGCGACGUCACGCUGCGCGUGCGCUACAAGGACCUGGAGGCGGUGGACUUUGUGGCUCACAAGGUGGUGUUGGCCUCCUCGUCCCCCGUCUUCCGUGCCAUGUUCACCAACGGCCUGAAGGAGUGCGGGAUGGAGCUGGUUCCCAUAGAAGGAAUUCACCCCAGGGUCAUGGACAGAUUGAUAGAGUUUGCCUACACAGCCAGCAUCUCUGUGGGUGAGAAGUGUGUCAUCCAUGUCAUGAAUGGCGCCGUCAUGUACCAGAUAGACAGCGUGGUCAAGGCCUGCUGUGAUUUCCUCGUCCAACAGCUGGACCCCAGCAACGCCAUUGGCAUUGCCAGCUUUGCUGAGCAGAUCGGCUGCACAGAACUCCACCAGAAAGCUAGAGAAUACAUCUAUAUGAACUUCAGCCAGGUAGCAACCCAAGAAGAGUUCUUCAACCUGUCCCACUGCCAGCUGGUCAACCUCAUCAGCCGCGACGAGCUCAACGUACGUUGCGAAUCUGAGGUCUUCCAGGCCUGCGUGGCCUGGGUGCGCUACGACCGAGAGAACCGGCGUCCAUACGUCCAAGCCUUACUCCAGGCCGUCCGCUGCCAUUCCCUCACCCCCAACUUCCUGCAGGCCCAGCUCCAGUCGUUGGACUGGGACCCGCAGUGUAAAGACUACCUGGCCCAAAUCUUCCAGGACCUCACCCUCCACAAACCCACCAAAGUCAUAUCUUGCAGAACUCCCAAGGUGCCACAGCUCAUCUACACUGCCGGGGGGUACUUCCGGCAGUCCCUCAGCUACCUGGAGGCCUACAAUCCAUGCAGUGGAUCCUGGCUGAGGCUGGCCGACCUGCAGGUGCCCCGCAGUGGCCUGGCCGCCUGUGUGAUCAGCGGGCUUUUCUAUGCCGUCGGUGGCAGGAACAACGCGCCGGAUGGCAACAUGGACUCGAACGCUCUGGACUGCUAUAAUCCCAUGAACAAUUGCUGGCUUCCGUGCGCACCGAUGAGCGUACCCAGGAACCGAAUCGGGGUCGGUGUCAUCGAUGGCAUGAUAUACGCCGUCGGUGGUUCACAUGGGUGUAUUCAUCAUAACAGCGUGGAAAGGUAUGAUCCAGAGAAGGACCAGUGGCAGCUGGUGGCUCCAAUGUUAACGCGGCGUAUCGGUGUGGGCGUCGCCGUCAUCAACCGACUUCUCUAUGCUGUGGGGGGGUUCGAUGGCUCCAACCGGCUCAGCUCCUGCGAAAGCUACAACCCUGAGAGGGAUGAGUGGAGGACCAUGGCCUCCAUGAAUACCGUGCGGUCUGGAGCUGGUGUGUGCUCCCUGGGCAAUCAGAUCUUUGUGAUGGGUGGAUACGACGGCACCAACCAGUUGAACACAGUUGAGCGCUACGAUGUGGAAACCGACACGUGGAGCUUCGCUGCCUCCAUGAGGCACAGGCGCAGCGCUUUGGGAGUCACCGCCCUACACGGUCGCAUCUAUGUGUUGGGGGGUUAUGACGGUAAUACUUUCCUGGACAGCGUGGAGUGCUACGACCCCGAGAAGGACACGUGGUCCGAGGUGACGCACAUGACUUCGGGGCGGAGCGGCGUGGGCGUGGCCGUUACCAUGGAGCCCUGCCAAAAGGACCUGCCGCAGGUCCAGAAGCCUGAGAGGGAGAGGGCAGCGGCUUCACCGUCUGGUCAGGCCGCCAGCUCAGGUUUGCACCACAACGGACCCUUUGACAAAGGCACAUGAAGUCCAGUCUCACUCCAAAACUCAGCUCUGUCCAAAGGAGGACAGACUCGAGCGGGGGACGCCACAUCCUGCCUCACCCACUCUAGACGCUAAGUUCCAGCACCAGUAGUGUUGUUUUCUCCGACCACCACUGAUAUUCUAUCAUGAGGUGACAAGAACUCUAUCCAAUGUUUAAUACGAGCCCUUCCCCCAGACAAUUCAGAUCUCAAACAUGACGUCCAAAUCAUUUGUAAGUGGUGGGGCGUUUCAAAAGCCCUCAGACCGUCUUUUAUCAGGAAAGAGCUGCAAACUAAGGAAAUCCUUCUACUGGCUCAAAGAGUCAUCAGGGUGUCUUUUUUUUUUUCAUGUGAACUUCCUCCGGGUAAGAAUUCUGAAAUGAUGGCAACAAAAGUAGCAUUUGUCUGUACAGAUUUCAAAGUGCCAUUAUAGUGCCUCUGUGGGCAUUAUUGUUAUCAGUAUGUUAUCACGGGGUCUAUAUGUUACAGAUUAGAAAUCAGAUGGUCACAGGAAGAACCUUCUGUUGGACAAUGGGCUUCAUGAAAGAACUUUUUUAUUUCAAACCUUUAGCUUACUUUUGCGAGUUAGUGUUUGGGGUUUUUUUUAUAAUCCAAAAGAAGCUUCCCUCAGUACAUGACCAUAACACAGGGUUGGCUCUCUGAGGAAUCUGCCACUCAGCUGUUGGUCCACUGAACGCUCCCCGCUAAAACCAGCAGUCCCACCGUACAUUCCAGCGACACGAUGGCUAAAAUGUUUUGGUUUGAAUUAGCAACUGACGGCGAUAGUACGCUUCUUUGUAAUUUGAUUCUCAAAAGAAAAAACAAGUGGGAAAAUGAUGAUAACCCUGUGUUUUUAUUGGCGUCACUAACCUCAAACAUUUCCAGCCGAAGUUGUAAAGUAGCUACGUCUAAUUGUUACUGUAAGAGCAAAUCUGUGUAGUUCUUGCAUGAAGCCCAUCGUGUCGGUACAAUAGAUGCAGGAAGUUAAACAAACCACAAGCGCACCUUUUCACUAGUAUUUACUUUAAAGUUUUUUUUUUAAAUGUGACAUUUUUGGAAAAAGUAAACUCCCUGAGAAUCUGGGUGUUAGUUGAAAUGAAGAAAUUAGUUUUUUUUCUGUUUAAUUAUACUGUAGCUUUUGAAAAAACCUGGAUUCAGACUUCUGACUUUUUUGUUUUGUUCUGUGUUGUUUUUUUUUUUUAAGGACACUAACAGAAGACAAAACGGCCCCACCAGCUGUUGAUGUAUUUUAUAUCAUUUUAGUUUUUUGGGGGGGUUUUCAUAUCUAAGAGACCUCAGAUACAGAAGUGACCACGUUCGUGCGUUAGUGUUCAAAUACUGUAUACUAAUGGCACUCUUGCUUAAAUGUAUUUGUAACAGUAGUUUAAGCUACAGAAGUUUUUAAAAAGAUGUUUUGUACAUUGGUAACCUAAGAAGUCUUGUACAGAAUUCUGGAGUUCAUUUUUUUAUUUUUUUUUCUCGUUGCUUUAAACUGACAUGAACUUUGUUUUCCAUCUGACUGUUGUAGUGUUUUUGAAUAACCAGCAUGCAACGGAACUAAGUGGAAAUGCCUGUUAAUGCUAACUUUGGAUGAUUGGUAUUGGAAAAAAGAUGCUUUUAAAAGAGACUUUUCUCUUUUCUCCAGUCAAUAAUCGAAAUGGAAAUUAGAAUAUUUAAGCCCUGCUUUGUAUAUUUUCUUUUUUUCUCAGCAAAAGAAAAUCCUAUAAAUAUGUUUCUUGUACUGCU